AUGGCUGACACUGAAUACAACGCCGAGGAGGCUGCUGAGAUCAAGAAGAGGAGGCAAUUCCGCAAGUUUUCUUACCGUGGUAUCGACCUCGACCAGCUCCUCGACCUCUCUUCGGAGCAGCUGCGUGAUGUUGUCCACGCCCGUGCCCGCCGUCGUUUCAACCGCGGUCUGAAGCGCAAGCCCAUGGGUCUCAUCAAGAAGCUCCGCAAGGCUAAGCAGGAGGCCAAGCCUAACGAGAAGCCCGACCUCGUCAUGAUUGGCAGCGUCAUCGGUAUCUACUCCGGAAAGGAGUUCAACCAGGUUGAGAUCAAGCCCGAGAUGGUUGGUCACUACCUGGCUGAGUUCUCUAUCUCCUACAAGCCUGUCAAGCACGGUCGUCCCGGUAUCGGUGCCACCCACUCUUCCCGUUUCAUUCCCCUGAAGUAAAUGAAUUCAAACGAUUCCCCUUGGAGUGGCGUGUGGUGGAGAAG
Penicillium chermesinum is the source of this 470-nucleotide messenger RNA. Its product is annotated as 40S ribosomal protein uS19. The record is from RefSeq and is a predicted model, not a curated record. The transcript has 6 exons. Gene Ontology annotation, molecular function: structural constituent of ribosome; RNA binding. Gene Ontology annotation, biological process: ribosomal small subunit assembly; translation. Lineage: Eukaryota; Fungi; Ascomycota; Eurotiomycetes; Eurotiales; Aspergillaceae. Gene Ontology annotation, cellular component: ribosome; cytosolic small ribosomal subunit. Bases 1 to 426 code for a protein of 141 amino acids.